Ipomoea triloba (trilobed morning glory) is the source of this 1009-nucleotide messenger RNA. RefSeq names its product plasma membrane-associated cation-binding protein 1-like. Lineage: Eukaryota; Viridiplantae; Streptophyta; Magnoliopsida; Solanales; Convolvulaceae. The transcript is spliced from 4 exons. The coding region runs from base 179 to 766 and encodes 195 amino acids. The record is from RefSeq and is a predicted model, not a curated record. Gene Ontology annotation, cellular component: plasma membrane.
AUUCCAUUUCCUUGUCUUUGAUUAUUAGCGCUGUCCCACACCACAACAACGCACACUACAUAUACUAUACUUACAUCUUCAACCGCAAGCCCCUGUCCACUUUUAUCUCCUCCAAACCAACAACGUAACACCUACAGGACAAACAUCCAUCUCACCACUAAUCGAGUUGGUUUGAAGCAUGGAUUACUGGAAAUCCAAGGUUGCUCCCAAAAUCAAGAAAUUUUUUGAAAAGAAUGGCACCAAGAAGGCUGCUGCUGCAGAGCUCUGCAAGACCUUCCAAGACUCUAAGGAGGAGUAUGGCAAUGAUUUCGAAGAGAAGAAGACUGAGCUUCAACCCAGAGUUGUUGAAAUUUAUGAAGCUUGUUCAACUGAGAUGAAGGCUUUGGUGAAAGAUCCUAAGGAUGCAGGGUUGAAGAAGAACUCAGCUGCAAUUCACAAGUUCCUUGACGAGCUUGCCAAGAUUGAUUUUCCGGGAUCAAAGCCGGUAAGCGAAGCGUGUUCUAAGGUGGGGGCAGCAUACUUGUCGGCUCCAGUUUUCUUCAUCUUUGAGAAAGUGUCUUCUUUGCUCCCGGAGGAGAAGAAAGAAGAGGCGGCGCCGCCAGCCCCGGAGGUGAGUGAGAAGGAGGCAGCGGCUACUGAAGAAGACACUAAGAAAGAUGGGGAAGAACCCAAAGCAGAGGCUUCUGCUCCUGUGGCGGAGCCACCGGCCGCCGUUGAACCACCAAAGCCGGAAGAAAAACCGGCUGAGGCGGCGGCCAAAGCCUGAUCUCAAUUGAUGACCGCGACGUCCCAUCAUACGCUUAUCAUCAAAUUUGUGCAUAAAUUAAGGUUGCCGUAAUUUGUGUUGUAAGAAAAUAUAAAUGUGUUUUUUUUAGUAAUUAUUAUUCUUUAUUGAUUACCAUGGAAUAGUAUUUUAUGUUUGGCUUAUUGCCGUUAUUGGUAAAAAUAUUUAUUUUAUAUUUUGUAAUAUUCUUGUUCAAAAUUUGACAAUUUCAUAUUAAUUUUAAAA